AUGUAUCGAUCUGGUCGCCAUAUUCUUGGCAGAUGUGAAGAACGACCGAAGAAAACAGUUGGAAAUUCAGCUGGGUGUCCGAGCAUGAAAGAAAAGCCCAGCAAUUCUGAUCCUCGACACCUUAUGGAUGAUGUCUCUGAAGCUUGCAACAACGACACUGCUGAUUUAACAGGUUCAUUGGACACGGAUCUUCUUCCAAUCUCAGACGAGUCAGAUGAACUCGACUUCCAGCCUCUGGAUAAUGAGAAUCCAAUACGGCCUCUCAUUAGUAUUGCUGCUCAUGACCUGUUCCACCAGUAUCUGACUCGAAAUCACACUCGCGGAGGGGCGGCAUCGACUGGUAACUCUUCUUCUACCUCGGCAUCAGCUGCAGCACAAGGGGAAGGCGGGAAUCUGACCCCUACCUGCGCAGGCAAGGGAAAACGCAAAGCUGAGAGCGAACUGAAGUCGAGUCGAGAGCCGAACAAAACAUCGGACUCGUCUAAAGAGAUCCGGAAACCACAGCUGACGUUGGCAUGCCCGUUUUGGAAGCUGGACUCAAACAGACACCAUGUUUGUGCUCCACCCGUACAUCGGGCUUUGGAGACCGCGGGGUUACUGCCCGGCGUCACAACUGAAGAGGAGUCGCAACAUGUUCGAAGAGUUGUGAACGAGGCCUUCUAUGUGAUGCAACAAGAAUGGAUUUCAAGCCGAACCAUGGUGCGAGGAGGAGCGAACCAAAGACAUUCUCAUUCCAACAUAUACCGUGACAAUACUCGUCUAGUGGGAAGGUCGAGAACACCCACUGCCUCUUUACCGGAUAGCGGGAUCGUUAUGGGACCACAGAAUAACACAUCCUCCCGAAGUCCAAAUCAGUCUUCGCUCUCCGCAAGCCACUCGGGCUCAAGAGAUCUGCAAAACUCAGACAACUCAAUACCGCAAGGUAUCACAGGGCUGGACGAUGAACUCGAAAACUUGCCCACUCCUACUGAGCAAUUUACCAACACAGGCUGGGGCCCUCCACCUACCCUAGAUAUCUGUAAACAAAAUCAUUCGGAGGAAGUUUUUGGAGCAACUUCAGGCACAACCAACUUUAGCGCGAUUCCUGGAGCUCAUGAGUCAGCCGAAUCUUUGCCUUGGGAAUGGAACAACGGCAACUCUCUGUUGUUUGAAGGUGACGCGGUAGACUUUACACCGCCGGAGGCACCUGCUUCUUUAGACUGA
This is a messenger RNA of Colletotrichum godetiae, 1203 nucleotides long. RefSeq lists its product as uncharacterized. Bases 1 to 1203 code for a protein of 400 amino acids. Lineage: Eukaryota; Fungi; Ascomycota; Sordariomycetes; Glomerellales; Glomerellaceae. The transcript is spliced from 3 exons. The record is from RefSeq and is a predicted model, not a curated record.